Pyrgilauda ruficollis (rufous-necked snowfinch) is the source of this 489-nucleotide messenger RNA. RefSeq names its product nucleoredoxin like 2 (gene NXNL2). The coding region runs from base 19 to 489 and encodes 156 amino acids. The record is from RefSeq and is a predicted model, not a curated record. The transcript is spliced from 2 exons. Lineage: Eukaryota; Metazoa; Chordata; Aves; Passeriformes; Passeridae. Gene Ontology annotation, biological process: sensory perception; photoreceptor cell maintenance.
GGGUCCGGCGGUGCCAGCAUGGUGGAUGUGUUCAGCGGGCGGCUCCUGGUCAGCAAGGAUGGCCGCAGCGUGGACCCCGAGGAGGCCCUGCAGAACAAGGUCGUGGGCUUGUACUUCUCCGCCGGCUGGUGCUCGCCGUGCCGCGACUUCACCCCCGUCCUCUGUGACUUCUACACGGAGCUACUGGAGGAGACCGAGCCCCCCGCCCCCUUCGAGGUCGUCUUCAUCUCCUCCGACCACAGCGCUGAGGAGAUGGUGGGCUACAUGCGCGCCAUGCACGGGGACUGGCUGGCCCUGCCCUUCCACGACCCGUACAAGCAUGAUCUGAAGAAGAAAUACAACAUAACAGCAAUUCCUAAACUGGUGAUUGUGAAACAAACUGGAGAAGUCAUUACUGACAAGGGAAGAAAACAGAUCAGAGACAGAGGGCUAUCGUGUUUCCGGAACUGGCUUGAGGGUGCAGAUAUCUUUCAGAAUUUUUCUAGCUAA